Messenger RNA from Phialemonium atrogriseum, 2011 nucleotides. RefSeq lists its product as uncharacterized. Bases 206 to 1828 code for a protein of 540 amino acids. The record is from RefSeq and is a predicted model, not a curated record. Gene Ontology annotation, cellular component: fungal-type vacuole; plasma membrane. Lineage: Eukaryota; Fungi; Ascomycota; Sordariomycetes; Cephalothecales; Cephalothecaceae. The transcript is spliced from 4 exons. Gene Ontology annotation, biological process: transmembrane transport. Gene Ontology annotation, molecular function: tripeptide transmembrane transporter activity.
GGAGUUCCCCUGCAGGAUGAUGGAUCGACCGGAGUUCAUUUUUGGGCAGUCACCGGAAUCUCUCAACUUCCCCCGCAGAGUGUGAGCUUCGUGGAACCAUCGCCUGUACCGUCAUUUAUCUACAAGGGCUAAAUCGCCUUUUAGUCGCAAUCGCUUUCCCACGGGCGAGACCGGUUUUCCAGGUUCCUCUACAAGCUCCCUCCAUAUGGAGUCGACCCAGGAUGAUGUAGCUGCAGCUGCAGUUCCGACUCGCAGGGACGAAAAGAUCGGCACAGACACAAACGACACCGGCCGUGCUGCCACAGAGGACGAGAUCAAGACGCUCCGUCACGUAACCGAUCGCAUUCCUCUACGAGUGUGGCUGGUGGCUUUCAUCGCAGCCGCUGAGCGUUUUACCUACUGGUCAACACAAGUCACAUGGCAGAACUACAUCCAGUACGGUCCCGACGAUGAGAUUACGGGGGUUCUCGGCCUUGGCCAGGCCACGGCCGUGACAAUCAAUAAUGCAUUCAGUACCAUCGUCUACGUACUUCCGAUCGUCAUAGGACCGAUUGCCGACGGCCGGUUAGGACGCUAUCGGACUCUUCAGAUAUGCACCAUCAUAUACCUCGCUGGCAUGACCGUGCUGUUGGGCUUCUCCACGCCCUCUGCCGUUGCCGCCGGAGUAGCCCUUCCCGGCUUCGUCGUCGCUUUAUGUCUCAUAGGUAUCGGUGUGGGAGGGGUGCAGACGGUGACUGCCCCUCUGAUAGCAGACCAGUACGACGAGACCGUUGCGAGGAUUGCAUACCGAAAGAAUGGCGAGCGUGUUGUCAUCGACCGUGAUAUGACCAUCCACUACAUAUACAGUAUUUACUGGUGGAUGGCCAAUGCCGCGUCGCUCGGCCAGAUUCCCACCACCUUGAUGGAGAAAUAUGUCAGCUUUUGGAGCGCCUACACCCUGACAACUGGCGUGCUGGCCCUCUCAAGCUCCCUUCUCUGGCUCGGAAAAAAACACUUCGUCCUCUGCGCCCCGUCGGGGACAGACUUGCCUCGCGCCUUUCGAGUUCUCUGGAUCGCCGCCACAUCAGGCUUUAGUCUGCAGGCGGCGAUGCCUGACGCUCAGCUUGCGCGUGGGAAUCAAGUCGGUUGGGAGGACGACUUCGUGAGCGACAUCCGUCAAGCCUUGAUGGCUGUGAAGGUUUGCUUGGUCUGGCCCAUUCUUCGUCUCUGCAUCGGCCACACCAGCUCCAACUCCAUCGCACAAGCCGGGCAGAUGCAAACGGUGGGCAUACCAAACGACCUCCUCAUGGCGUCCAAUUCCAUCGCGCUGGUCAUCGUCGGCCUCUUUGUGGAGAACUGGCUCUACCCCGUCCUCGAGAAGCGCAGGAUUGCCUUUGGGGAGAUGAAGCGCAUCACCCUGGGGCUCUUCGUCAUGGCGCUCUCGAUGGCCUACGGGACCGUCGUGCAGGCCCUGAUAUACGGCGCGCCCCCUUGCUACAACUUCCCGCUGCAGUGCCCCGAGUCGAACGGCGGAACCGUGCCCAACGACAUCAACGUGCUGGUCCAGCUGCCGUUAUACAUCAUCAUCUCCGUCAGCGAGGUGUUCGCCUUCGUCACCGGGAGCGCGUACAUGUACAAGAAGGCACCGAAGAACAUGAAGAGCAUCCUGCAGAGCUUCUUCGCCGCCAUGUCUGGCGUUGGGUACCUUCUUGCCGUUGCUAUUAGCCCGGCAGCGCGGAAUCCUGACCAGGUCAUAUUGUGGGGGAGCGUGACCGGCGUGAUGGGACUGGCAACGCUUGUUUUCUGGAUCUGCUUUAGAAGCUACGAUAAAAGGGACUCGUUGAGAUGAAUCAUGUUAAGAAACUACUAGAUCUCACCGGUAUAGAUACUAGCGUUAGAUAGUAAACGACAGAGGAGGGAACGGGGCUUAUAGAGAUUAUAUGUGUAAGCCUGCUAUUGCAGGUUACUAGCUAAUUAGGAAUUGCGAGUGCCUCCUGACUUAAUUAGUAGUUGAGAGCCGAGUACAGGCCUA